Molecule: messenger RNA, 438 nt
Organism: Entamoeba invadens IP1
Lineage: Eukaryota; Evosea; Mastigamoebida; Endamoebidae
Product: 40S ribosomal protein S26E, putative
Exons: 1
Coding region: 1-438 (145 amino acids)
Biological process (GO): translation
Cellular component (GO): ribosome; cytosolic small ribosomal subunit
Molecular function (GO): structural constituent of ribosome; mRNA binding
Source: RefSeq, a predicted model, not a curated record
AUGACUUCGAAGAGACGCAACAACGGAAGAGCAAAGAAGGGAAGAGGACACGUCCAAAGCGUUCGUUGCACAAAUUGUGGUCGAUGUGUUGCAAAAGACAAAGCAAUCAAGAGAUACACAAUCAAAAAUAUUGUUGAGGCUGCUGCCGUCAGAGACAUUUCAGACAACUCCGCAAUUGUCAAAUACAAGUUACCAAAGACUUAUUUGAAAAAUCAGUAUUGUGUUGCGUGUGCUAUUCACGGUAGAAUUGUUAGAGUCAGAUCACACGAAGACAGAAAGAUCAGAACACCACCAAAGAGAAUCAUCAAGAGAUCAACUAAGACUACAACCGCAAAACCAACAGAAGCACCAGCUCAAGCUACCACUGCACCAGUCAUCGCUGUCGCUCCAAAAGUCGCUGUUGCACCUAAGGAAAGACCUUUCAAAUCCUUCCAGUAA